AUGUCGGCGCUGUGCGACCCCCCCGGGCCCCCGGCCCCGCCGGGCCCCGCUCCGGCCGCCCACGGCCCCGCCGCCCUCAGCGCCCAGGAGCUGGCCCAGGAGAUUAAGGCUUUCCUGACGGGCGUGGACCCGGUGCUGGGCCACCAGCUGUCGGCCCGGGAUCACGCCCGCUGCGGCCUCCUGCUGCUGCGCGCCCUGCCCCCGGCCCGGGCGGCCGUCCUGGACCACCUGCGGGGCGUCUUCGACGAGAGCGCGCGGGCCCACCUGGCGGCCCUGGACGACGGGGCCUCGGCCGGGCCGCCCCACCCGCGCCCGCCCCCGCCGCCCCACGCGCCGCCGGCGGGGCCCGGCCUGGAAGACGUGGUGCAGGAAGUGCAGCAGGUCCUGUCCGAGUUCGUCCGGGCCAACCCCAAGGCCUGGGCCCCCGUGGUCAGCGCCUGGUCCAUCGACCUCAUGGGGCAGCUGAGCAGCAAGUACUCGGGGCGCCACCAGCGCGUGCCCCACGCGGCCGGCUCCCUCAACGAGCUGCUGCAGCUGUGGAUGGGCUGCGGGGCCACCCGCACCCUCAUGGACAUCUACGUGCAGUGCCUCUCGGCCCUCAUCGGGAGCUGCCCGGACGCCUGCGUGGACGCCCUCCUGGACACCUCGGUCCAGCACUCCCCGCACUUCGACUGGGUGGUGGCCCACAUCGGCUCCUCCUUCCCCGGCACCAUCAUCUCCCGGGUCCUCUCGUGCGGGCUCAAGGACUUCUGCGUCCACGGGGGAGCCGGGGGCGGCGGCGGCGGCGGCGGCGGGGGGCCGGCGGGGGCGGGCGGCGGGCCGGCGGCGGCCGCCGCCGCCCCCGGGGACCCCUUCCCCGCCGCCCCGGCCGCCGGGGAGAAGCGGGUGCCCAAGAUCGCCUCGGUGGUGGGGAUCCUGGGGCACCUGGCCUCCCGCCACGGGGACAGCAUCCGGCGGGAGCUCCUGCGCAUGUUCCACGAGAGCCUGGCGGCGGGGCCCGGCGGGCGGGGGGGCGACCCGGCCUCGCAGGCCACGGUGCCCUUCCUGCUGCAGCUGGCCGUCAUGUCCCCGGCCCUGCUGGGCACGGUCUCGGGGGAGCUGGUGGACUGCCUGAGGCCGCCGGCCGUCCUCGGCCAGCUGCAGCAGCACCUGCAGGCCUUCCCGCGGGAGGAGCUGGACAACAUGCUGAGCCUGGCCGUGCACCUGGUCAGCCAGGCCUCGGGCGGCGGGGCCUACCGCCUGCUGCAGUUCCUGGUGGACACGGCCAUGCCGGCCUCGGUCAUCACCCCGCCGGGCUCGGCCGUCCCGGACGCGGUGCGCGAGGCCUGCGACCGCCUGGUCCAGCUGCUGCUGCUGCACCUGCAGAAGCUGGUGCACAACCGGGGCGGGGGCGGGGGCGGGGAGGGGGGCCCGCCGCCGCCCCCGCGGCCGGUGCCCUUCCUGGACGCGCUGCGGGGCCACGUGGCGGAGCUGUGCGCCGAGACCCUGCGGCUGGAGCGGAAGCGCUUCCUCUGGCAGCACCAGCUCCUGGGCCUGCUGUCCGUCUACACCCGGCCCAGCUGCGGGCCCGAGGCCCUGGGCCACCUGCUCUGCCGGGCCCGCACCCCCGAGGAGCUGAGCCUGGCCACGCAGCUCUUCGCGGGCCUGGCCGUCAGCCUGGCGGGCCUGCUGCCCUCGGCCCUGCGGGGCUGCCUGGCCCGGGUCCACGCCGGGGCCCUGCCGGCCCCGCUCACCGCCCGCCUCCUGCACAACCUGGCCCUCCUGGUGGGCUGGGAGCAGCAGGGGGGCGAGGGCCCCGCGGCCCUGGGGGCCCGCCUCGGGGAGGCGGCCGCCGCCCACCUGCCGGACCUGGCCCCGCUGCUCCUCCACCCCGAGGAGGAGGUGGCCGCCGCCGCCGCCGCCCUGCUGGCCGCCUGCCCCUUCCCGCGGGGGGCCCUCCCGCCGGCCCCGCUGCUGGGCCUGGUGCGGGCCGCCGUGGGCCGCUUCUUCGCCUCCCUGCGCCGCCGGGGGCCCCCCGGCGUGGCCCCGCCCGCCCGGCUCCUGGCCCGCCUGGCCCGGGCCUCGCCCGCCGGCCUCAAGGCCGUCCUGCAGCUGCUGGUGGAGGGCGCCCUGCACCGCGGAAACGUCGACCUGUUCGGCGGCGAGGCGGAGGGGGCCGGGGGGCCCGCCCCGGCCCCGCCGGCCCCCGCCUCCCUGCUGGACACCAACAGGCGCCACACGGCGGCCGUCCCGGGGCCCGGGGGCGUCUGGUCGGUCUUCCACGCCGGGGUCAUCGGCCGGGGGCUGAAGCCGCCCCGGGCCGCCCGCUCGCGCGCCCGCGAGGAGGUGGCCUACAACACGCAGACGCUCCUCGGCCUCCUGGCCCGCUGCUGCUGCUGCGGCGGGGCCGGGGCCGGGGCCGGGGGCCGCUGGGGCGCCCCCGCCCUCAGCCCCGAGGCCGCCAAGGCGGUGGCCGUGACCCUGGUGGAGAGCGUGUGCCCCGACGCGGCCGGCGCCGAGCUGGCCUGGCCCCCCGAGGAGCACGCCCGGGCCACCGUGGAGCGCGACCUGCGCAUCGGCCGCCGCUUCCGGGAGCAGCCGCUGCUCUUCGAGCUGCUCCGGCUGGUGGCCGCCGCGCCCCCGGCCCUCUGCUACUGCUCCGUGCUGCUGCGCGGGCUCCUGGCCGCCCUGCUGGGCCACUGGGAGGCCUCCCGCCACCCGGACACCGCCCGCUCGCCCUGGCAGCUGGACGCCUCCUGCGCCCUGGUGGCCCUCAUGGCCGAGGGCAGCCUGCUGCCGCCCGCCCUGGGCAACAUGCACGAGGCGUUCGGCCAGCUGGCGCCCUACGAGGUGCGCCUGCUGCUGCUCAGCGUCUGGGGCUUCGUGCGCGAGCACGGGCCCCUGCCCCAGAAGUUCGUCUUCCAGCCCGAGCGGGGCCGGUUCGGGCGCGACUUCUCCCGGGAGGGCGGCGGGGACGGCGGCCCCCACCUGGCCGUCCUGCACAGCGUCCUGCACCGCAACAUCGACCGCCUGGGCCUCCUCUCGGGCCGGUUCCAGGCCGCCCCCGCCCCGGACGGCGCCACGGGGCCGGUGCCCUCCUGACGCGGGGAGGGGAGACGGGGAGGAGACGGGGCGUGGGGCUUCCGGGCCCCCGCAGCGGGAGGGGAUCCCUCCGGC
Messenger RNA from Ornithorhynchus anatinus (platypus), 3156 nucleotides. It is a transcript of the gene INTS5, whose product is annotated as integrator complex subunit 5. Gene Ontology annotation, biological process: snRNA 3'-end processing. The record is from RefSeq and is a predicted model, not a curated record. The transcript has 2 exons. NCBI's taxonomy places the organism in Eukaryota, Metazoa, Chordata, Mammalia, Monotremata, Ornithorhynchidae. Gene Ontology annotation, cellular component: integrator complex. Bases 1 to 3081 code for a protein of 1026 amino acids.